AUCAACAAAUAAACGUCAAACAAAAAAACCGACGAAAAUCAAAAUCCACUUUCUAUUUCUGUUUUAUUGUAGAAUUAAUUAAAGUCAUUACAAUAUAAUUAAGGUUACAAUUUAAAACAGUUUAGCCACGACGACUGUUUUACAACUUACCGGUCGUUUAUUAUAAAUAGUAACCAAAUAAAAGAGAUUUUAAUCUUUGAUGGACUAUGAACUGUUAAUUACAACAUGAACUUGUAUUUUUUGUUACACGUAUGUUAUUAACGGUACCGAAAUUUCAUACACUGACUGUUAAAAGAGAUAGAUAUAACAAGUUAUUUUAGUAUAUUUUAAACUGGAAUUGUGCAAUAUAUAUCGAAAAUGUCUCUUUCUAAACCCGUCCUAAAUGUUUUAAGUUUUUAUUUUGGUCAAUUAUUUGAGCACCCUUUAAGAACUAAGGCUAUUACAUGUUGUGCCAUUGCUACAGCAGGAAACUAUGCCUCUCAAAGGUUGAGUGGUGAAAAAGUACUUAACACUCAUAGUCUCUUAGCUUACAGUUUAUAUGGAUUGGUUUUUGGUGGCACGAUUCCCCACUAUUUCUACAAUUUCUUGGAAGGAAUAGUUUCAGAAGAGGCGUCCUUUGCUGUUGUUAAAAAACUUUUUAUCGAAAGACUGAUCUACUCCCCUCUUUAUCAAGCAUUCACUUUAUAUAUACUAGCAAGAUUAGAAGGAAAAGACCAUAAAACGGCUGUUAAACAAUUACAGGACUUGUACUGGUUGGUGCUGAGUAGUAGCUGGAAGUAUUUGACAGUUAUUCACUUAAUUAAUUUAAGUGUUGUUCCUCCAGUGAUGCGAGUAUUUAUAACCAACUUAAUGGGAUUCUUUUGGACAAUAUAUUUGGCAAAUAAAAGAAGGCAACAACAAGCCAAAUCCAAGGCAAAAAAGUAAACUAAUAUUAAGUGAUUAUUGGGCAGGGAGUUUUUUUUAUUAUAAUGGUAUUUUUAGUGAUUUUUAUGUAUUCAUAAGCUGUGGAAGUCUAGUUGUAAGUUUGUUGUAUUAUUAAAAUAUAUAUUACUACUUAAUUUU
Messenger RNA from Psylliodes chrysocephalus, 1062 nucleotides. Lineage: Eukaryota; Metazoa; Arthropoda; Insecta; Coleoptera; Chrysomelidae. The record is from the annotation of a GenBank genome assembly.